Myripristis murdjan (pinecone soldierfish) is the source of this 2646-nucleotide messenger RNA. Its product is annotated as heme-binding protein 1-like. Gene Ontology annotation, molecular function: heme binding. The record is from RefSeq and is a predicted model, not a curated record. The coding region runs from base 230 to 1075 and encodes 281 amino acids. The transcript is spliced from 5 exons. NCBI's taxonomy places the organism in Eukaryota, Metazoa, Chordata, Actinopteri, Holocentriformes, Holocentridae.
UUCGACAGAAGAGGAGGGGCGGCGGGGGUGAGGUGGUAAUAUUUUUGCCAGAAAGUGCAGACAGUGUGGUAAAAUAAACACCACUUUAUGAGUACAUUCGACUCUCGCCUGCGACACAAACGGCUCUAAAGGCCCGACGGCGAGUCUCAACACCGCCGAGGAGGCAGAGCAGGCAAAGUAAGCAGCUCCGGGUUCAGUCUGUUAUGUGCUUGUGCCAAGUUGGCCUGUCAUGGAUGGCGGAGGGUGCAGCAUGAACGGCGGAGGUGACAGCAGCCGCGGGGGAGAGUCUGGGUCUCGGCUGGGUCUCAUAACGCUGGAGGACCUGGACUCCCUGACGGACGAGGAUAUGGAUCGGGAGCAGCCGGCCGUCGGUGCCGCAGACCCGGGCGGAGACACCGAGGCUGUGGAGGAGGAGAGCCAGGAGAGGCUGCUGGCUUUCUGGCAAAAUAUUGGUAGAGGGCAUCGCAUUGAUAUACCAGAAGAUAUGGCCCAGCCCAUCCAGCAGCUCACCACAGACAUAGAAAGCUCACCCAACAAGGAGAUGGUUCCUUUUAGCCUCAUUACACGUGAAGAAAAGUGUGGCAGCGUCAUGUAUGAGAAGCGAGUGUACAAGAAGGCGUGCUGGGCGUGCAUCACUGUGCGGGAGGACACGUACGAGCAGAGCAUCUGCAUGGGCUUCAUGAAGAUUAUGAGAUACAUCUGCCAGCAGAAUACCUCAGGGAGUUACCUGGGCAUGACCAUCCCCAUAGUGACAGUGGUGCGGACGGAUGACGCCCGGUUCAGCCUGUCCAGAGAUGUGACGGUGGCCUACUACCUGCCGUCCCACCUGCAGGAUCAGCCCCCUCUGCCCACUGACCCUGACGUCACCAUGGAAAUGUGGCCUACCACUGUGGUCUACAGCAGGACGUUCACCGGUCCCACCAAUGAAACCACUAUCCUGAGCGAGAUCCGUGCAUUAGCCGAGCUUCUGGACUCCCCGGAUCUGUGUGUGAGCGACUCGUUCAUCAUCGCUGGGUACACCAGCGUCGCCGCUGCACACCGACACAAUGAAGUCUGGUUCCUGGAGCGCCAGUGAGAGCUCAGGAUGGCGAGCUGUAGAACCAGCGGCUCUCUAACACUUUCAGAUGUUAGCAUCGGCAGUGGACAACUUUGGGUGUGUGAUCCUCUAGAUUUCCCUGGACGGAAAACAUUUCAUGGACUUUUAGAUAUGCUUUUUUAGAGAUUAGACGUGAAUUAUCAAAUCUCAGAGUUGGGAGGGUCCACAUUUAUAACACAUCAAGACUUAAUGGUGAUGCUGUGUCUUCAUGAGAAGGCCGUUAGUUCUCUCUUUGACACAAAUCCAAAUGACUCUCAGUCCUGCCUUUGUGUUGGACAAUGAGAAUAAAUCAAAAUCAAAUAUUAUAUCUUUGACUGUAUACCUCAACAUUGAUAUAGGUGCUUUCUUAUAAUAUUUACACGACAUUUUUGAGAAAUAACACUCCACAUCACGAUAUGAAGAAAAUAUCUGGUCUUGCAUCACAACAUGAAUAUAUUAUCAAUAUACUGUCUAGCCCCAAAUGCCACGUUUGCUUGGGUAUGCAGAAAUACUUGUUUAUGUGUGAGUGGGACCAGUACAAUAGCACAAUGACGCUUGAUGUGUCAGAAGGAAACCAGCUGUUAGAAUUACUAGCAGAUACCUCAGCAUUGAUGCAGAUCACAAACAGAGCCGAGCCUUCAUUUAAUGCAUUUAACACAAAGUGCUUAUACUUAACUCUCAGUGCUUGUUUAUUGUGUCGAAAAAUGAAUAAAAUGUUCCUGGCAUCAAAAUGCCAUCCGUAGGAUAAAUACAAAACCAAAACCGUUAUCUAAUGCAAGCAACAGAAUACCUCAAACAUUCAUUCAAGUUCAUUCAUACACCAGUAAUAACUCUAACUACCUGUACUACACUAAAGAACUACCUCUACUGUGCAAAGUGUGUUGCUUUAUGCAGUAAGAGAUUUUAAAUCAUUUUGUCAUAUCUCCUUUUAAUGGGUUCAGACAGCUAAAAGCACAUGUCUGUCAGUGUGGUUUUCAUGCUUGUAUCACAACCUUUGUAGGCUACCUAUGUAAGUGUAAAGGAAGGACUUUUUCUUCUACAAACUCUUAUAUCUGUACAAGUAAUGUUGGUGCCUGGUUCCUUUUUAGGAAGAUUAAUCAUUUGAAUCUAAAUAUAAGUAAGAAAGUUUAAGAAGACUGAUUUAAAUUGAAGAUUUUUUGUUUGUUUACUGAAAAGGAUUGAAUUAAAUAAAGUUUUUUAGGACAGGUUCUUGAGAAAGGAUUGUGUUUUCUCUGGUAAUAUACUGCCAUACCUGAUUUUUCAGUGCUCUCAGGAAUGGGUCUCUCUGUGCAAUGGUAAAGUUUUUUAAUGUUGAAAUUUAUUUUUCCUCUUUGGAGUCAGUCUAUCAAAAAUGAUUGCAGUUUAUGUGAACCCAUACAUUCUACAAUAUGAAUUGAUAUGUCAUAUACAGUUGAACUGAUGGAGCUGAACAGAGUCAUGUGAGUCAUGUGGUGUCUGUGUUUAUUUUUCUGCAGCUGCAGCUCCCAUGCUGACAUGGGAACAGUUACAAAAUAUGAAAUUGUCUAUUUGUCUCCUUAAUUCAAAGGCUUAAUAAAAUGAGUUUCAUCUGU